AUGAUGAAGCAAAUCUUCGCACUUCUGUUUGUGGCCAUCGUUUUGUCUCCUUCUUUCUCAACAUCUGUCACAGAGAUGUGUGUCACGCCAGUCUGUCGUUGUUCAUCUGAUCCAAGUUAUAACGUGACGGUCAUUUGCUAUACAGACGACGUAAUGUACGACUUAAACCAUUCCAUAAAGAAGGCAGAGGAAAUUGUCGCUCUGUACGUAAAUAGCUAUGACUCAUUAUUUUACAUUCUUUCUUCUUCUUCUGUUUCCUUCUUCUUUGUUAUAGCUUGAAAUCGUCUUUGAAAAUGUUCCUAAGUACGUCAGUGAGGAACUUGGUGUCCCCACUGAAUUGAAGAGGAAAGAUUCGAGAUACUUUUAUGUCAGUGAUCAUUGCUAAUGCUGAAAAAACUAAAAACUUUCACUCUCCUGCAGCAUUAUCGAGUUAAAUCUGCUCAAUUAUUCGGUUGGGCACUGUGUAACAAGCACAACUUAAUUGUUCUGUGCUGGGUUACCUGAAGCCCAAUUAAAACUAGUCUCUGUUUGGUGGAAUCAAAAAGCAAACUUGAUACUGGUACACGAACAUUCGUCGUCCAAGAACGACGGUGGUACUCAUUGAAAUAUAGAACCAAAAAUAAUAAUAGGAAAAUGCCUAAUGAUGACAUAGUUAUUAAGCUCAAGUAGAAGUAAGGUUUGUUCGAGUCUCCUAACAAACUAUAUCACUUAGACCAAAGGUUAUUCCUUUUUUAGUUCUGUCGUAGAUGAUAACGCUACCAAUAUACCAGAAGGCACAUUUGCCAAGUUCAUCAAUUUAAAAUACCUGUAAGUAUUUUAGUAACUUGUGAUCAAAUAGAACGUUUUGGUUUAUUCAUAUUGUUCUCCCUUGCCUUCAAGCUAAUUUUUAUGUUCAAAGAAUACUCGUUUUCACUUAAAGUUUGUUAAAUCAACGUAUCUGAGGAGCACAGCAACAUGGUCAAACAAUAUGGUGUAAGACAUGGUUUGAUGCAACUCUGGUUUAAAGAUUUAAUAUAUGUAACCGAGAAGUUACAAUUCAUAGAACUAACGUUUCGACACUCCUGUCUAAUGCCCUCAUUAGGGGUGAUCUAAUUGCUGCAACAACGAAGAGGACCUUUUACAUGCUCACUAAUUGGUAGCGUCGAUUAGUGGUAAUAUUAGAUAAAUCACUACUAAUCGACAUUACCAAUGGCACCUUUAUUUGAAAACCUGUCCGCGCUCCUUUACAUCGCGAUGAUGGCGGCUUAUUACCUGAUGCCUAUUUAAACUCGUCCGAAAAAAGGGCAACUAAUCAGUGAGAAUAUAAAAGGACCUCUUCUUGCAGCGAUUAGAUCACCCCUGAAGAAGGCACUAGACAUGAGUAUCGAAACGUUGGGUCUAUGAAUUGUAACUUCUCGAUUACAUUUAUUAAAUCUUUCACCAAAGUAGCAUCAAACCAUGUCUGAUUGUCCGCCUGGUUGCCUUGUGAACUUUAAUGUGGUGAAAGAUUGCCCAUUGUGAAGCUCGAUUGGGUUCAACAGUUUCGUUACCAUUGAUAUUGAAACCUGUCACAUAUAUAUAUUACCAAGUUAAAAACUUAGCUCGAAGUUGUUUCGAGAAGUUAUUUACCUCUAAGUAAGCUUUUUUCGCUAAAAAAGAUGGCCUUGGUAUAUACCUCUGGAUAUAAUUUUGAUUUUGUUCGAAAAACGACAACAACAGCAAAAACCACCAUGGUGAACCUAUUAGGUACAUACAUUAUAUCUAUUUAACUGACAUAAUAUGUUUUUAGCGAUUAUUCAUUGAAGUGGAUAUUUACUAAGCUGUCAAGCAGCAAGGUCAAUAUCCACAAUUUUCACUUACAUCAAGACUGUCGAAUAAUUGUUGUAGUAUAUACCACAUACGUAGAAACCAUAGAAUCAAUGUAGUUUUUUUCAAUUUACCGAAAAAUGAUCGCAAAUUAAACCCUUGACGCGUGAUUCGUCUCUUCAGCUGCUCGAAGAAGAAGUUUGCUUGCUAAUCACCUCCGAAUUAACCCAUGCGCAAAAAGCACAUCUCAAAGAUGUGGUAUAAGUAUUAACGAUCAAUAUUUACAUGGGAUGCCGUGAGAACUGUAAUGCAACCUCGCGACUAAUUACCAAUUUGCUUUUCUCAAAGGGAACUCAAAUUCAAAAACUUGAAAACCUGGAAUGGGAAUAUUUCCCGCGAGCUACCUUCUCUCGAAGCAAUUUCAUUGGUGACUGAAAAUACCUUUGUUCCUCCUUCACACGUUCUCAAAGCGUCAAGCCUUCAGCGCAUCUCUGGUGUUACUUGGAGCAGUGCUUGCAACAACAAGACACUUAUAAAGAACCAAACUCACUCAAACGUGACGCUUUUCAAGAAAGGGGUGUAUGACAUUUACCCAAAGUUACGCUGUCGAGGUUCACGCUACCUUGUCGAAUCAAUAUCUCGCCUAUUUGCUAAGUAUGGAUUUGUAAUUGCUUUCGAUGAAAAAUGCUUCACCUCUGAAGUGACAGUCAUCCCAAUGCAUCGAUGCUGGGAAAGUGCUAAUGAAGCUCUAUAUAUUGAAUACCUGUUAACUCCAUUAAUAAUAAUAUUCAACUUGAUAGUGUUUUUUACAAUGGCUACCACAAAAACACUCAGAAAACUACCUUGUAUGUUAUUAGUUGCAAAUUUGGCCUUGAGUGACUUUUUCCUAGGAGUGUACACCCUUGCUAUCACGUCAUCACGUCACGCUAUGACUUAUCAAGCCUUCGUAAGCGUGAUGAGCUCUUUGUGUCCAGCCAUUGGUUUUGUGUGGGUUGUCGGACAAUUUGCAGCAGCUCUUUCUUCAUUGCUGUUGACUACUGAACGAUACAUAGCAAUUAUCUUCUCCAUGAGACCAAGUAUCUCUGUCACAGCAAAGGUAUGCCUCUAUUGCAUGGCUGCCUCGUGGGUAAUAGCUGUAUUUAUGGCAUCCCUUCCAUUCCUCGGUGUGGGAACAUACACUACGACUACCUUCUGCCUUCCGAUCCAGCCUGCGAAGGGAAUCCCUCAUUCAUUUGCAUACAGCGCCAGUGUCGUCGCAAUUGGAGUUUUGUUGUACAUCAUCACUAUUCCCAUGUAUCUCCAUAUUUUUGUCCAUGUGAGGAACUCUGGAAAUCAAAUGGGUAUAAAGCGAGAUCUAAAACUUGCCAAAAAGAUUUCAAUCCUGGUCACAAGCAAUUUGAUGUUUUUUCUUGUUCCUGUGUUUAUAGGAGUAUUAUGGUUGAUGACUCAAACUUUCAACAAAGUUUCUUUAACGACCAGAGAAAUUUUGGUGGGUUCAUUAACAACUGUUUGUUUUAGCAUCAACUCCUUUUUAAAUCCUCUUCUUUAUGCAUUUAGAGACAGAAGGUUUCGAGUGACAUUAAAGCAUAGAUUACACCGUCUUAUUCAUCCAAACACCACUUUUGUGCAACACGUCAGCGGCCGAUACAAGAUCUAA
This is a messenger RNA of Pocillopora meandrina, 3442 nucleotides long. The record is from the annotation of a GenBank genome assembly. Lineage: Eukaryota; Metazoa; Cnidaria; Anthozoa; Scleractinia; Pocilloporidae.